This is a messenger RNA of Arachis ipaensis, 1152 nucleotides long. The record is from RefSeq and is a predicted model, not a curated record. NCBI's taxonomy places the organism in Eukaryota, Viridiplantae, Streptophyta, Magnoliopsida, Fabales, Fabaceae.
AUGAGUCUUAUCGAAGAGAGCACAAGGGGGGUUGAUGGUGAUGAUGGUGACUAUCUAAUAGAGUUCCCGGAGGGUGAUGACGAAGAUGAGGAUGAUGAUGAGGAUGCUAGUCUUGAUGAUGACGAUGACGAUUGUGGUGAUGACCCUAGGUCUAGCGUUAGAGAGGAUGCGAUGAGCAGCAAAACCGUUCCUAUAGAGGAAAUAGAAGCGGUGGAUUUGUCAAAAGUAAAUGCAGACAUAGAAGUAGAAGAAUCAAUGAUGAUUGUUGAUGAGAUUGGGUCAUUUGAUGCAAUUGAACUUUCAGCCCUGACAGCGAAGGACAUCCUGAAGACAGAGUUCAUAAAUUUACAGGAAACUUAUGACUACUACAAUGAAUACGGUCGCAUUAAAGGAUUUUCAGUGAGGAGGUCGAAGGUGGGUUGCAGAACAAAACAGGGGUCGGAGGGUGAAAGCAUUUGGCAAAUAUUCGUGUGCUCGAAGGAAGGAGAGCUAGAGGGAAAACACAUGCAGCCAGAAGACAGGAAGAUGGAUCCUCGACCUAUCAUACAGUACAGGUGUGAAGCUCGGAUAAAGGUGCAUGUUGAUGACACUAAUGGGCAAUGGUAUGUUGAACAAUUUUUUGAUAACCAUAAUCAUGCCAUGCUGGAUGUGAGGUUUAGGGGUUUGAUUCGGUCACACAGAUCAGUCAAGGAAGAAAACAAAAGGCAGGCUAGGACGACAAAUGCUGAGGAAGCAUUGAAAAUCUUGUCAGGUUUAAAGAGUACUGAUUGUGGAAUAUUCUGGAAGUACUCGUUGGAUGGUGACAAGAGGCUUCAAAAUCUCUUCUGGUGCAAAGAUGUGGACCAUUAUAUGAAGACGGUGGUGUUUAGUUACGCGAUUUUGAGCAACGAGAGUGAAGAAAGCUAUGUAUGGUUGUUGCGCUCAUUUCUUGAGGCAAUGAAAGGAAAACAGCCAAAAUCCAUGAUGACAGACCAGAAUCUUGCAAUGAAGAGUACGGUUAGUACAAUUUUUCCCAGUGCACAUCACAGGUUGUGUAGCUGGCAUUUGUUAAGGAAUGGCACUGCUAAUGUUGGACGGCAUGGGUUUCUUCAGAAUUUCCAUUUAUGCUUGAUGGGCGGUGAUCUAGAGGUUGACGAAUUUGAGAGAAUAUAG